UACUAACCCCUACCUUUUUGCCAUCGUUUAGUUAAACAAUUCUCAGACUUGAAGCUGUAAGCCCGAAAUUGGAUUUCAAUCUCAAUUUCAAACUUUCAAAAUACGUUGUGUUCAGACUUUUCGUGAUUGUGAUUAUUUUACAGUAUCCCUGUAUUUGUAAUUAUUUAUAUAAAUAAUGAUAAAUUUUAUUAAUGUUAUUAUUUAGUGAAUAAAUGAGCUAAUUUCAGAUAGUUUAUACAAAUUACUGAUGUUUACUUGGAUUUGUUUCUAGAGGUUCCUCUCUUUCUAGAUAAAAUGUUUUACUGCCAACGUGAAAGCUACAGCAGAGAACUUGAAACUGAGGUUAUAUCCUGCAGUGCUACUAGUAGACAACUAGACACUGCAGGUAGAAAGGCGAAGGUUGAUGGAUUCGAGGUUACCUUUAAGGAGACUGUUUUCUUCCCAGAAGGAGGGGGACAGAAUGCAGACAAAGGUCUUGUGGGCGGAGUAGAGGUUUUAGAUGUUUACCGCCGUGGAACCGUUGCAGUACACUUUUUAGCAGGAGAACUUCAGCCUGGUUCCGUGGUUCGUCAAUCCUUAGACUGGAACAGACGGUUUGAUAAUAUGCAACAGCAUUCAGGUCAGCAUCUUGUAUCAGCAGUUCUAGAAAGAGAAUAUAAUAUAAAUACAACUGCUUGGUGGAUGGCAGAAUCGUCAGAAAAUAAGGUUGGAUUAUCUUAUAUAGAGUUAGAUAAACCCGUCCCACCAGAGACACUGAGCUUGGUGGAGGAGAGAUGUAACUCCGCAAUACAGGACGCAAUUCCAGUUUCUGUCAAGCUCUUUCAGAUCGGAGAUCCAGAGCUAGAUGCGGCACACACUCGCGGACUUCCAGCUGACCAUGCCGGUCCGGUCCGGCUUAUUCAAAUGGGUGAAAUUGACAGUAAUCUUUGCUGCGGUACUCAUGUUUCUAAUCUCUCUCACCUUCAGGCAAUCAAGUUACUGUUUACAGAAAAAAUGGCGCUGAAGAGCAUCUAGAUCUAGUCGAGAAGUUGGUGAAAAAUCUGAAAACAACAACGAAGACGAACUCCAAUCUUCUAAAAGAAAUUGCUCUGAACGAAGCGAAAAAUAUUAAAUCAC
This is a messenger RNA of Eurytemora carolleeae, 1116 nucleotides long. RefSeq names its product alanyl-tRNA editing protein Aarsd1-A. NCBI's taxonomy places the organism in Eukaryota, Metazoa, Arthropoda, Copepoda, Calanoida, Temoridae. The transcript has 7 exons. The record is from RefSeq and is a predicted model, not a curated record. Gene Ontology annotation, biological process: alanyl-tRNA aminoacylation; regulation of translational fidelity. The coding region runs from base 295 to 1014 and encodes 239 amino acids. Gene Ontology annotation, molecular function: nucleic acid binding; Ser-tRNA(Ala) deacylase activity; alanine-tRNA ligase activity.